AUGGAGUCUGAACAAAAUAACUCACAUUCCUGCAUUAGGCCUGACAGCCCAGUAGAAGUGGAUUUAACUCCCAAAUUACCCAAUUUCAGAGAAGCAAAUUAUGAGCACUCACAAUCACAUAACUUUAGCACACAGUCACGAGAGGAAGGAACUCAACCUAAGGAGUGUUGCCAUGGCGACCCAGACUGUGGACGUAUCAAAAAAGAGCAGUUAUUAAAAAAAUCAUCAUCGCCAGAAGGCUUCGAUGUCUGUUUAGACUCCCACACUUGUUUUAAUGCACCUGCGAGUAUUGUUGAUACGGGGAUAAGUGAGCACAGAGAUAUUUCCACCCUAGCUAAGAAUAACCCGAGCACAUGUAACCAGAAAGAGAAAGGGGAGAGGAAAAACUCCAGAGCCACAAUUUCUGACUCCCAGAGAGGAGGUGAACGAGAAAAGAAGACAGAUUAUAAUUCAAUAUCUCCCUCAUUGGGCUUCGGCUCAUGUAAAAACCAUUUAAGUGAAGACAAACAGAAUACAGAAUCUAAGUUUGUGUUUUCAGAGCCUCAAAACACCAGUGGUAGUGGCAAUAAUUAUUCCGAUUUGAAAGCUAAGAGCUAUGACUCACUGUUGAGAGAGUGCCACUCAUCCAACAAUGAUGUUUAUAAAAACAAAUUUGGUGAAUAUGAUGAGAAAGAGAAAAUUGGAGCAGUAGGUUUAUCUUCUCAGCAUAAACAGGAUUUUUCACAUAGUGGAAAGCAGAAUGAAUACGAAUUUGACCAAGCUGCAACUCUAUCACUUCAACUGAAUGAGGUGAACCAUUUUAGCAGUGAAGAUUUCAGUCGAGAUUGGCAUUCUGCAUCACAUUCCAAUGACACAACUGAAUUGGUUUUGGUGGAGUCUAGAGUUACAACACACAGCACAAUAGGAGAGACUUAUAAUCCCGACUUUGGCACAGUAACAGCCUCUGUAAAAGCCAGCAAGAAUCAUAAGUCUUCAAGUUCUUCAUUGAGAAACCCUGUUGAAAUCAAUGCUGUUGAGGAGAAAGGUAACUCGGUGGAAAGGACUGUAAAGUCUAUUGAUGGCCAAGAGAAGGAGAGAAGAGAAACUUUAAUAAUUAAUUCUGCAGAUACCACUGGAGGUCUAGAGGAGGCAGAAGGUUUCCUGAGUGACAGUGAAUUUUUCACCACAGCAAACGAGAGCACAUUCCUCCUGUUGGAUCACUUCACAUCAACACACCCGGCAUCAGAUCAUAAACAAAAACAACAUCUAAUUGAGACUGAUGUCCAUACAAGUCCCAGGCCUGAAAAUCACAACAAGAGCAGUAUUAAUAUCCAUAUCAGAGGUCAGAGGGCACAUGCUGAUGAAGUCAUAAGUAUCCACAAGAAAGGUCAGAGGGCACCAGUAGAGGGAAACCUCCAGAGUAUUUCUACACAGAGGGCAGAGAGAGAAGACACAUUGCCAACCACAGGGAAAGAUCAGCUGGUGAAGUCGAGGAAAAGUGAAUUUUCUUCCAGGAAGUAUAAAAUAGAUGGUGGUGAUAAUAAUUACAGCACCACUAAUGAUGAUAAUGGUGAUGGCAGUACAAGGUUAUUUGCCCUAGGGUCAGAAGACAUCAUUUUUGCUGAGCAGGAGAGUCAUUUCCCAAACGAGGGUCAUCAUUUUCUGAAAAAGAACCCUAUAUUCCCAGGUGGAGUUUCAGCAUCAGGGCAACAAUUAGAGAAGGACAGAAGAAAAGAGGGAGGAGUUGUAAGCGAGGGGAGUGCAUGUGUAGGACAAGAUGAUAAUCACCACAUUGUAAAAUCACAGGAAUUCAACAGCAGUCCUGCCAUUAUCCCCCUCCUAUGCAAAGCAACGACCUUAAUUCCAGCUCAAUCUCUUAGUGAUUAUAAUAAUUACAACAGCAACAACACGCAACAACAGCCUUGGAGGCAAGUUACGAGUGAUUAUUAUUACACCGCGACCCAGGAGUCCCCAGCUGAGGGAAGAAACAUUACCAGUCCUACAUCAAACUGGGUUUGUCUUAGUGCUACAACUUCUACCAGUGAUUUAUUGCCCAGAUUGAAUAGGGGCACUGUGGGCUUCACAGGAGAGGAAAAGAACAGUGUAGAAAGUACAGAAGACAGAAAGCAGAGCACUGUUAAAACACAAAACGGUGAUGAUGAUGUUGUAGUACAUGAUACAGAGAGAAAACUGAGACGAAAUAGCAGUGAGAGUUGUACAACAGGCCAAGACCAACGUGAGAAAAAAAGAGGUAGGGGAAAUUUUGGAAAGUGUGUACCCAAUGAACUGACAACAAAGAAGGAAGAGCAGUUGAAUGGUGAGGAUAGAGGUGCCGAAGAAGAAAACUGUAGAAAAAGCACACACAAUUAUUCAGAGAAGUGCACCCAGUUUUCAGUUGAGAAACAGACUGGUACUGUUAAUGCUAAUGUGAAUGUUGCAAGCAUAGGAAAACAAAGUGCUGUAUAUCUGAAUAAUGAGCCUCUCAAUACAGCUGAUGUUCAGAGCAAAUGCAUUCCUGAGGCUAAUGGCCAUAAUGAUGACUUUGUUGAUGCCCCAGGCUCUCUGGUCAUUGUAGACAAGAAUUACAGUGACCAUUGGUCAUCUCCAUUGUUGGAUAUUAGUAACAGUUCCAGCAACUACAGGUAUAUUGAUGAUGGGAAGUUACUACCAGAGAAACAAGGUAAAAGUGACAAAGUUUUUUCAGAUGGGAUUAGAGAGAGCGCAGACUCUUUGAAUGAGGAUAAAAAGAAAAAUAAAAAGGAAAAAGAGAAGUCUGUGAGAGACAGUGUCGCAUCAGUCUGUGAGAAGAAAAGUGAAAAGGAUCACAGUCAGUUACCCAGUGUAGUGGACACUGAGGGGACAUUGACCGAGUUAAGAGAUAGCAGCACCCCCAUCGCAGACACAUUGAAAACACCUGUUCGGGGGCACUCCCAAGUAGACCGGGUUACUAACCAAAAUAUUGACUCAGAUCAGGCUGAUUACCAGGCUACAUCUUUGAGAAGAAGUGAUAGUAUUAAUACUAUUGCUGAUCAGGUUGUAGAUACAGGUGAAUUGAGCUCAAUUCAGGUGCGUGAUCCAAAGGAUGUUGGAGCUGUACCUAUUACUGUGUUGAGUUCAACACAGGUGUCUGAGCCCCAGGGUAAUCAGAGUGGGAGAAAAAAGAACCCCCAGAGACAGAGAAUUGUCACUUCUUCUACUGGGAAAAGGAUUUUGAAUCAGAAUUUUAGCCCUGCUAGCAAGAAAACCAGAAGGGAGAAAAAGAAUCAGAUUUUAGCAGAGAAUUUUAGCCGGUCUUUUACAAGGGAAAGUGAGAUUUCGAAAGAGGAUUUUAACUCCAGAGAAGAGGAAACUGAUGUAGGAAAUCAGAUCAGGAUUUUAACAGGAUAUUUUAAAGAAACUGGUGUUAAAACCAAAACUGGAAAGAGAAAGAGCCUUUUAACAAACCCUAGUCCUCAGAGGGAGAAAAUUACAGGUGGACAAGGGAGUAAAAAUUUAACACCUGGUUAUAGUCCAGUCAGCACAAAAACUGAUUCAAGGAAAAAUACUUCUAGGGAAAGAAGUAGAAUUUUAACACAACUGCAAUCAACUCCCACUUUCAAAGGAAAACAUUCCUUUAACGAGGUGGCCCUGAAAAGGUCAAGUGACACUUCAAAGACAAAUCCAACCUCAAAGAAACAGGGGAGGGAUUCCGAAGCAAGCCAGAGUGAUUUAAACCCCAGUAAAAAGUUCAAGGGAGGUGUUACAAGUGAAGCGGGAGACCAGAAUAAACAAACUUUCCCUGUAACAGAUGGUGAUACGCUAAACCCCUCAUUACAAGUCAACUGCAGUUUGGAAAAGAAUUCCACACAAAGUGCUGAUAUAUCAGGUUGUAGUGAAACUUCAGACAUUACUAAAGUGUUUAAGAAAAGUAGCACAACUGUAUUUAAAGCCAGUCACAACAGUGGCUGUGGAGGUGAUAAAAUCAGAAAGGACACCAAUUUACCAAAUAGCCCUUCAUUAGGCUAUGAAAGCUGUGAAAGGAAUGCUGCUACACUUGGUGAGGUAACAGCAACUGAUGCCGUUGAUGAUAUCUCUCAUACAGCUUUACCAGAGGGAAAGGGGGCAUCUAGGUCCAAGCACAGACAAAUCACAGGCCUAGAGGGAAACUCAAGUGUCCUCAACACCAAAACAUCCGUCACAGGGACAGAGGUCAAGACAUGUGACAAAUGGGAAGAUCUGAAAGGUGUCACAAUCGGAACUGCAGUCAAUGAAGUUGUCACAUUAAAUGACGAUUACUCCGGUGGUGGUGACAGCGAUAUAAAUGACAGUGGUAUAGAUGUUAUACGCAGGCAUGCAUAUAAAUGGGGGGCAUUAAUUUCGCCUGACAGUGACCCAGUUAAGGCUACAGUUAAGCCGACCCAUGACACAGAUGUUACCUUUAAGUUAACAGCCACAGGUGACGCUGGACAUCCUAGUAAUUUAAAGGAUGUGACCAACCAUUUGAGAAAUUCUCCAUUUGUUAGUCAGAUUCCGCUUGGAGGGGGUGAAAAAUCAUCGCAUAAUGACAUAGGAGGAGAAACGGGAGAAAUUGAAGGGAAAAGCGUGGGCUCAUGUAAUAUUAGUCAGAAUGACAAUUCACUGUAUGUUAAUACAAAUGUAAAUAGUGAAACUGUACACUACAGUGUUGAUAAGUCAGACAGGAAUAUAGAAUUCACAGGCACCCCCAGCCAUCAUUGGAGAAAUGAUUCCUUGAACACUACAGCUGAGUUGUCUGUGAACGAAAGUAGUUUGGGCUCCACGCAAAAACGCAAGCGUAAACUGAGCCGGAGAGGACUGUCCAAUCUUUUUCAAAGGAGAUCUAAGAAAGUGAAGCCUUGUGUGGAAGAGGCAGGGGAUACAGUUGAUAAGAAUAUUGCACCUGUAAUUAUAAAUGCAGAAAAAAGCAAAGAGAAUCGUGACCAGAAAAUUCAGAAAAAAGUAGGAAGAGUGACAAGAGCUUUGCUUCCAGACCGUCUGAAAGUUACAAAACAUAAGAAAACAACAAUAACAACAAAAGAAUCGGGCGUAAAAAAACAAGAUUCAUAUUCAGAUAAACAUCCAUCAAACCCACCCAGGCAAAGUCCAUCAGUAAAUCUUAUCAUCAAAGAUCGAACAAAUUUGCCUAGCAAUGAGGAUUUACGCUCUGGGGAAGGCCACCAGACGCCCAAACUCAAACUGAAGGAGAAACUCACUCAGGAGGCACUCGAAACCCCUCUAGGAGAUGAAAACCCCUUCUUGGGUGUCAAAAACCAGCUGUUAUCUAAUCUGAAAAUAAACAAAAAGGUGUCGGCGGAGCAGGAAAAGGUUAUCUUACAAACCUACACGGUUAAAAUGGAGAGACAGAAUCCACUGCUGAGGGUCCCAAAUUCCUCGUCCCCAGGGUCCCUGGGAGCCCGAGGAAAUCCCCAUCUCAGAAACAGUGGUAGUCAGCUCAGUAGAAACAAGGGGGGAAGUCCCAUGGUCAGCCAGACUCUGCCGCUGAAACUGGCCAGCUCCAGUAAGAUCAGCUCCAAUAAAACCAAGAAGCAGAAGAAGCAACAGCAGGAGGGUUUAAACGCUGCGUCUCCAUUGGAAAAAGGCCAGGUAGUGGAUAAUAGCAGUAAGGAGGGCUCACAGGAGGAGAGAGGCUCUCGUACACCUGUUCUGGGUGUUCUAUCAGCUGGUAAGGACAUGGAAACCAAAGGAGGUCGCAGAAAAAUCAUGGGCUUGUUCGAGACAGCUGAUAAGAGAAAAGUUCCACAGGCAGGUGAGACGGAGUGCGCCAAGCAUAUAGGUGAUACGGAGCAUUCAAGACUGAUUCCUGAUGAUUUUGAUGACGAUCUUAUAGCAGAUGUGGAUGGUAAUUGUAAUGUUACAGUGACAGGAACAGCGUGGAAUUCAAGUUCAAUUCCUCGGCUGAAUGGAUCUUGUUUGCCUACUGAAAGCACCCCGAGAUUCAACCAGUCUGGUAAGACUGUUUCACAUGGAGUUAGUACCCUGAAUUCAAAGCUUAUUUCUGUGAAGGAUAAAUCAGAAAAAAAAGAAAGCCUUCGGACAGACUACAGUGGAUCUUACAUAAAAAACAAUUCUAAAACAUCUUUAAUGAGUGGAGAUUCUAAAACAGAUCUGAAUGUAGGGAACAAACGGGUACUUCAAAGUCCCGAUGAGCAAAACAUGCUCAAAUUUGUCAAGACAAAUUCUGUGUCAAAUGGUGCAAAAGCAAGUGAAAAAGUAUCAAGUGAUCUUAUGGAGCAUAGUGCAAUGGUAACAGAAUCAUCCAAUCAUAUUGAAGCUCAUUCAGCCACGACACGUUCCAACCAUGACAAAAAUGUUCAUGAUGUCGAGCAUACUCAUGACAGUAAAGUCAAUGCGAAGCAACAAAAUGACAGUGUUGUAGAAGGCACUCUUUCUCAAGAGGAGACCAAGGAAAUAAUAAUUGAGACAAUUUUUCCUUCGAAAGUACGAGAUUCGCCGUCUCCAUCCAGAGGACAGAGAGAAGAGCCAACAGUGGAACAGGUGCCAUCUGUUGUCAGAAACCCCAAAACUAGGUCAGCAUCACAAUUGCCAAUGCACUUGGAGAAAUCAUUCCGAACCUCUAGCAUGCGCAGCAAUUUGAAAGACCAGAAAUCCAUUCUGCCAACACAUUUGGAGAAGACGCAGAGUCAAAGCAAAUUGAGAAAGACUUUGAGCAGGGCCAGCAUGAUGAAAAGUGCGGCAAAAAUUGCCAGUAAUAAGUUGAAAAUGGAAAAUACAAGUGAAGGACAUGAAAAAGGUGAUACAGAUGAAUCUGGAGGGCAAGUUCAAAACAUACAUGGCCAUACAGUUCCAGUUUUAGAUGCCAGUAAAUUAUCAAAAUCUAAGCUCCAGCCCAGAGGCAGUGUACAGAAGACAAAAACUUCUGAGGAGAAAUCAUCUCAACUACCUGUGAAAUCACCAUCUUCUAAGGUCAGUCAUGUGACUGACAAACAACCAAUCAGACGCUCACCUUUGAGACAAGACAGUAGGGGAAGUGGAAUUCAAGACAAGACAAAAGAUAGGUUUGGUAGUCAGGGAUCAGUGGCUUCUGACAGUUCUAAUAAAGUUUCUAAGACCUUAGCAGUUUCUGGACAGAAAAGCAACAACAUCGUCCCUACGUCAAAUUCCAGAAGGAGCAUGUCUCCCCGAUCACCAUCAACCUCCAGUAUACCAAGGAGAAGUUUGUCACCAAAGACUACUGGAUCGAAAAUGUCACCAACUCGAAAACGGAAUGAUUCUACAGGUUCAGAUAGGCGUGGCAGUACGAGUAGUUCUCUCAGCAAAGGGAAUAUCGAAAAAGUGAGGAGCAGUGUCCCAGAUAAAUCACUUGUUACCAGACAGGAAACAAAAAAUACAUCACCCAAGGCUAGUGAUAGCAGACGAAUGGCUGGAACGCCAUCUGGUGGCAGGGGUGUAGGAGGCGUGACUCCCACACAGAGGACAAGACAGGCCGGAGCAAGUGGUGUCCCCAGAACGCCGCUGACGUCUGCACCACCGCCACAGAAACCAACAUCUAGCAAACCCAAGACACACUGCAGUUCCAGGUAUUCUAACCACUUUGAAAUAGAUUUCACCUAUUUAUCAUCAAUUUUGUCAAAGAAAAGGUUUAGCCCAAAAAAGAGCAUGCUGUCUAGAAUGACUUCUAACAACCUAUUUCUGAACUUUUACAAAGUAUGA
This is a messenger RNA of Lingula anatina, 7668 nucleotides long. RefSeq lists its product as uncharacterized. Gene Ontology annotation, molecular function: guanyl-nucleotide exchange factor activity; protein binding. Gene Ontology annotation, biological process: intracellular signal transduction. The record is from RefSeq and is a predicted model, not a curated record. NCBI's taxonomy places the organism in Eukaryota, Metazoa, Brachiopoda, Lingulata, Lingulida, Lingulidae.